Molecule: messenger RNA, 2465 nt
Organism: Sander lucioperca (pikeperch)
Lineage: Eukaryota; Metazoa; Chordata; Actinopteri; Perciformes; Percidae
Product: G protein-activated inward rectifier potassium channel 1-like
Exons: 3
Coding region: 497-2056 (519 amino acids)
Biological process (GO): potassium ion import across plasma membrane; regulation of monoatomic ion transmembrane transport
Cellular component (GO): plasma membrane
Molecular function (GO): G-protein activated inward rectifier potassium channel activity
Source: RefSeq, a predicted model, not a curated record
CGUGAACGAGGAAUUUCUCAUACGUGCUGCAAUUCGUCACCUUUAAUUUGCAGUCACUCCUACCAGAACUGUUCCCUCAGGCAGAAGUGCGCACUGUAACCUGCUGUUCAUAUUCGCAGGUCUAUUGAAACAGCAUCUCAGUAGACCAAGGACAGAGCCUUUGAAUCGAGCUGUUUGAAUGCAGCUUUUGUUUUAAAUGUAAUGUUGAAGGUGUGUUAUUCCUUCCAAGGAUGAGACCUGAACAAAAAGUUGUCACAAACGUCAGUUGACUCGUUUGCGUAAAGGGCCGAGUCUGAAUCAUGUAUUGCGCAGAAUCUCUGAUCACUUAGGAUUAAUUUACAGGACAGAGGCGCAUCUCCACCUCACAGGAUGCGAGUCGCGCGCUGAAUGUUAUUGCAUGGUUCUGGGCAGGGGGGUUCCAAACUUGCGUAAAGAGCCUGGUUCUGAACAAGUAGGCUAUUAGUACUUUUCACAAGUAGGUAGGCUAUUUGAUACAAUGUCAGCCUUACGGCGGAAAUUUGGCGAGGACUACCAGGUGGUAAACACCAACCGGGACACGACUUUUUCCGCACCGGCGAAGAGAAAGAGGCAGCGGUUUGUGGAGAAGAACGGUCGCUGCAAUGUCCAGCACGGUAACCUUGGCGGAGAGACCAGCCGAUACAUCUCCGAUCUCUUCACCACGCUGGUGGAUCUCAAGUGGCGCUGGAACCUUCUCAUCUUCAUCCUCACUUACACAGUUGCAUGGCUGGUCAUGGCUUCAAUGUGGUGGGUGAUCGCCUACAUCCGCGGCGACCUGAGCCACGGUGGCCACGACUCGUCCUACACCCCGUGCGUCGCUAACGUGUACAACUUUCCCUCCGCUUUCCUGUUUUUCAUCGAGACGGAGGCGACCAUCGGCUACGGCUACCGCUACAUCACUGAGAAGUGCCCGGAGGGUAUCAUCCUCUUCCUCUUCCAGUCGCUGAUGGGGUCCAUCGUUGACGCCUUUCUCAUCGGCUGCAUGUUCAUCAAGAUGUCGCAGCCGAAGAAGCGCGCCGAGACGCUGAUGUUCAGCCAGGAUGCGGUCAUUUCGCAGCGAGACGGGAAGUUGUGUCUCAUGUUCCGAGUGGGGAACCUGCGGAACAGUCAUAUGGUGUCAGCGCAGAUUAGGUGCAAACUCAUUAAGUCUCGGCAGACCCCAGAGGGCGAGUUCCUGCCCCUGGAUCAGUGUGAGCUGGACGUGGGUUUUGGGACGGGGGCGGACCAGCUCUUCUUGGUGUCGCCUCUAACCAUCUGCCACGAGAUCAACACCAAGAGCCCGUUCUUUGAUCUGUCGCAGCGCUCACUCAUGAACGAGCAGUUUGAGAUUGUUGUCAUCCUAGAGGGCAUCGUGGAAACCACUGGUAUGACAUGCCAGGCGAGGACAUCUUACACCGAAGAUGAAGUGUUGUGGGGCCAUCGUUUCCUCCCCGUCAUGUCACUGGAGGAGGGCUUCUUCAGAGUCGACUACUCCCAGUUCCACAACACCUUUGAGGUCAAUACGCCUCCAUACAGCGUCAAAGAGCAGGAAGAGAAGUCCCCAUUAAAGUCGCCCAACUCUCUUUCUGUUGCACCCACCCCCUUAUCCCCUCAGCUGGGUAACGAUGGCCGAGGAGUCCGUAGGGAAAGGAUCAUGUCAGCUGACUAUGCAGACCACGUAGAGGACCAAUCCUACAGGUUGCCCAGCAAACUUCAGCGCAUGAGCUCCACCAAGGAGGAGCACCUUUGGAGGGGACUGAAGACAGGGCCAGCCUUGCCUGGGGGGAAGGCCUCCAGCACAGGAGACCUUCCGCUUAGUAUUCAGAGGCUGAGGUCCAGCUCCAUCCCGGUUGUGAGGCAAGGACAGCUGGAUGAGCAAGUCCAGCUGCUGUCCCUGGAUGGAGAACCUGAGGAGGAUGAGCUGGAGAAACACAGACUACCAGCAGCCAUAAGCACCAUCACUGCUCCAACCCUAACCCCAGUUCAAAUCCCCUUGGUAGGGGGUCGGCCAGAGGACAACCUGCCCGCCAAACUGCGCAAAAUGAAUGCUGACCGCUGACUUCUGCAGACUAUACCUAAGUCUUUUUCAAAAUAAAACUGAACUUGAUGGGCAUUGCAUAUACCGUAAAAAAAGAGACUAUUGUGAUAUAAGUUUUAUUUUUUUCUGCAGUUUUUAGCCAGUAUUUUACAUUUACUGACGGGCUCUCUACUUAGUUGUCCAUUGCCACAAAUAGAAGGACAACGCCAAUAAGCCAUCCAUCCGCUCGUACUGUGAGUUAUUUUUGAUAGAUCACCAUCUGUGCCCCCCACUGACUUCGAACACUUCUGUCCUUUUGCUUUUUUCUUUAAAGUUAGUUACAUCAAAUACUUUAUUAUCUCAAACAACUACACUUUCUUUACCUAAUCAAGCACCAAAAUGUCAUAAAUAAGCCUGACCUGAAUUGAUCAUUCGCUAAACCCCUCCCCCG